Messenger RNA from Microstroma glucosiphilum, 762 nucleotides. RefSeq lists its product as hypothetical. Bases 1 to 762 code for a protein of 253 amino acids. Gene Ontology annotation, cellular component: endomembrane system. NCBI's taxonomy places the organism in Eukaryota, Fungi, Basidiomycota, Exobasidiomycetes, Microstromatales, Microstromataceae. The transcript is spliced from 3 exons. The record is from RefSeq and is a predicted model, not a curated record. Gene Ontology annotation, biological process: vacuolar proton-transporting V-type ATPase complex assembly.
AUGGUGCGCCUUCUCCUACACUCGGAUGCGCUGCAAAAGCUCAGAGCUCUUGAGGCUGAGCUCGACAGGGCGCCCGGCUCUUCUCGGCCUAGCGCAGUUAUCGCUGAAGCCAGGCUAGCUCUGAAUCGGGUACUCGGCAGAAGCAUUGGGGAGGAUAAGGAUGAGAGCUACGAGCAGGCUCAACGUCUUCCGGAAGGAGUCAUGACACAUGACGAGCUUGUGAGAAUACAGCAGACCUGGGCAGAGGCGCCUCGCUUGAAUGACCUUGUGCGGGGUGCACAGGUGUGGUUUCCGCCCAAGAAGGCGUUCGUCAGGUCUCCUGAACUGGAGGCCACCCUCGCACGCAUCCGCCUAGAGCAUGAGCGCUCCUCCUAUGCCUCCAUGGUCUCCCCGUUCUCCGCUUCUCAUCCUACUCCUGCUGCCGGAUCUGCGUCCGUAAGCGAUGGCAGACAAGAAGAAAUGGAAUGGCAGGAAGUGCGUAGCCAGAUCAGUGCGCUGGCCAACAUCGCCCUGAGCGGUGUGGCAGUAGGCGUGGCGACUUGGUGGAGCAGUGGGCAGUACACAGCUCUGGAAGUGAAAGUACUCCUUACGGCUGUCACGUCUAUUGGUAUCAUCGUGAUCGAAGCCUUCCUCUACGCUCGACACUUUGAACGGACAAAGCGGAGCAAGGAAGCCAGGGCUCAAGGACUCAAAGGCCGCCUGACCAAGGGCGAACAAGUCGUUGUUCUUGGUCCACCAGUCGAGGAAAAGAGAAACACGUGA